AUGGUCCUCCUACCGCUCUCGCUCCGCUGUCUGGGGGCUCCCCGACUCCCGCUCGUUCUGCGCCCUCUUCCGCGAGUCUUCCCGACCUCUGGAGCCGCCGCUUCAUUCACCACUUCCUCUACCCUACUGGCAAACCCCCCAAAAAAGGCCAACCCUCAGAAAGGUGGUAACGUUAAAAACCUCAAGGCGAUCGCCGCUAAGCAGCGCGCAUCGUCCAACAAGUUCCAGCAUAAGCGAAAAAAAAGGGAUAUUCCGGAAAGGAAGCGACAAUACCUAGACGGCCAACGCAAGAUCAUCAAGAACACCAUCGUCCUUAGCAAUACCAAUGCACCGGCGAUUACCCUUCCAGAGAUGGCAAAGGAGCUAGCGGGAAAUCCAGAGACCGAGAAUACGGUGUUCGAGAUCCCUGGAUCUGUGGUAGAUAAAUUGCGACACAUUGAAGCCUUUAAGACAGGACAGCACUGGCCGUAUUUCCAGAAACCGGGGACAUUGGUUAGGAAGGAGAGCACGGAGAUCGGCGCGAUGAUUAAUGCGGUCAAUGAGGCCCGUCUCAAUAAAACUGAACUACACGAGCGUCGUAUCUUGGAUGGUGUCAAGGGGAGUGGGAGAAGUAUCUUACUAGCACAAGCAAUGGCAUGGGCCUUCCAGAGUGAUUGGGUCGUCAUUUCCAUUCCAAACUCUUUGGACCUAGUACUCGGGCAUACAGAAUACGAAUAUGAUACACACUGGAACGUGUGGGUUCAGAAAGAAUACACAGCAGCCCUCCUGCAGCGUAUCCACAAGGCCAACGCUCCAUUGCUGAAAAAUCUUAAAUCUACCACGCCUCAUAGAGUUGGUAAAACCGAGAAGACAUUCCAAACGCUUCUUAAACUCGUUGACGCUGGCAUUGAAGAUUCAACAGUGUCGCAUGACAUCUUCAUGGCACUAAUCGCCGAGCUAUCAAUGACUGACCGUCCUCCUGUUCUCUUUGCCCUCGACAAUCUUAGCCUCAUCUCCCGUCUCAGUGAGAAUCGCGACACGGGCUUUGCGAAAAUCCACGCACACGACCUUGGUAUUCCAAACAUCUUCCUUUCAUACCUUAAUGGGACUAAGGACUUCCCUCGGGGUCUCACUAUUGCCGCAACUGCUCCCUCCCCACGCACCCCCGACCUUACACUCGCACUAAAAGGCGAGAAGCCCGGUCCUUGGGACAAAACCGAUGAGCGUAUUGCGCCAAGUAUAAAAGGUGCGAAGGUUGUUAAAUGUGAUCCUUUAAGAAAGGAAGAGGUCAAGACUUUGAUGGAUUGGUACACCGCGGGCGGAAUAUAUAAGAGUGCAGUGACACUGGAGACCGUGGCGGAGAGUUACGCGUUGAGCAAUGGAAAUCCCGCAGAGCUAUUUAAGGGAUGUUUGAGGCUGAAGUAUUAG
Messenger RNA from Morchella importuna, 1407 nucleotides. RefSeq lists its product as uncharacterized. Lineage: Eukaryota; Fungi; Ascomycota; Pezizomycetes; Pezizales; Morchellaceae. The record is from RefSeq and is a predicted model, not a curated record. The transcript is spliced from 3 exons. The coding region runs from base 1 to 1407 and encodes 468 amino acids. Gene Ontology annotation, cellular component: mitochondrial small ribosomal subunit. Gene Ontology annotation, molecular function: structural constituent of ribosome.